Molecule: messenger RNA, 2193 nt
Organism: Xiphias gladius (swordfish)
Lineage: Eukaryota; Metazoa; Chordata; Actinopteri; Istiophoriformes; Xiphiidae
Gene: slc6a17
Product: solute carrier family 6 member 17
Exons: 11
Coding region: 1-2193 (730 amino acids)
Biological process (GO): alanine transport; glycine transport; L-leucine transport
Cellular component (GO): synaptic vesicle; plasma membrane
Source: RefSeq, a predicted model, not a curated record
AUGCCAAAGAACACAAAGGUGACCCAGGGGGAGCACAGCAAUGAGCCUGUCACUGAGUCUGUGGCUGACCUGCUGUCCCUGGAGCACCCCAUGGGCUAUAAGACCAGUCAGAUGAGUAUGGGCCUGAGUCCUGGCUCAACUGCUCCAGGAAAGGCCCUGCUACCCUCCCCAGACCCAGACGCUGAGGACGGCCGACCUGCUUGGAACAACAAGCUGGAGUAUAUCCUGGCCCAGGUGGGCUUCUCUGUGGGCCUGGGUAAUGUCUGGAGGUUUCCCUAUCUGUGCCAGAAGAACGGUGGAGGUGCAUACCUGGUGCCCUACUUUAUUCUCCUCCUGCUCAUUGGCAUCCCCUUGUUCUUCUUGGAGCUGGCGGUGGGUCAAAGGAUCCGGCGUGGCAGCAUCGGGGUGUGGAACUACGUCUACCCACAGCUGGGAGGAAUCGGGGUUUCCAGCCUGAUGGUUUGCGGUUUUGUGGGCCUCUAUUAUAAUGUGAUUAUCGGCUGGAGCAUCUUCUAUUUCUUUCAGUCUUUCCAGUAUCCACUGCCUUGGGCUGAAUGCCCCAUCCAGAGAAAUGGAACCCAAGCCAUCGUGGAGCCGGAGUGUGAGAAGAGCUCAGCCACCACUUACUUCUGGUACCGCCAGACUCUCAACAUAACCAGCACCAUCGACGACACCGGCGGCCUGAACUGGAAAAUGACACUGUCCCUGCUGGUGGCUUGGAUCAUGGUCUGCCUGGCUGUCAUCAAGGGCAUCCAGUCCUCUGGGAAGGUGAUGUACUUCAGCUCUCUCUUCCCGUAUCUGGUGCUUUUCUGUUUCCUGGUACGAGGUUUGCUGCUGAAGGGAGCGGUGGACGGCAUCGCUCACAUGUUCACUCCUAAGCUGGAAAAGAUGUUGGAGCCGCAGGUGUGGCGAGAGGCAGCCACACAGGUCUUCUUUGCCCUCGGUCUGGGCUUUGGAGGCGUCAUCGCUUUCUCUAGCUACAACAAGCGAGACAACAACUGCCACUUCGAUGCAACACUGGUCUCCAUCAUUAACUUUGUCACCUCUAUCCUGGCCACUUUAGUGGUGUUUGCUGUGCUGGGGUUCAAGGCGAAUGUGAUGAACGAGAAGUGUGUUGUCGAGAAUGCGGAAAAGAUCCUGGGCUACCUAAACACAGGUGUGCUGAGCAAAGAGCUCAUCCCUCCUCACAUCAACUUCUCCCACCUGUCCGCCCAGGACUACGCAGAGAUGUACGCCGUCAUUAAGACGGUGAAGGAGGACAGCUUUGGCCAGCUGGGCCUUGACGCCUGUGUGCUGGAAGACGAACUCAACAAGGCGGUUCAAGGCACUGGCCUGGCAUUCAUCGCCUUCACGGAGGCCAUGACACAUUUCCCUGCCAGUCCCUUCUGGUCCGUCAUGUUCUUCUUCAUGCUAAUCAACUUGGGGUUAGGAAGCAUGAUCGGCACAAUGACCGGCAUCACCACACCCAUUCUGGACACUUUCAAGAUCCGCAAGGAGAUCCUGUGUGUGGUUUGCUGUGUCAUAGCCUUCCUGUUAGGCCUGCUGUUUGUGCAGCGUUCAGGGAACUACUUUGUCACCAUGUUUGACGACUACUCAGCUGGUCUGCCUCUCACUGUGGUGGUGAUCCUGGAGAACAUCUCUGUAGCCUGGAUCUACGGCACUAAGAGGUUCAUGCAGGACUUGGAAGACAUGCUUGGUUUCAGGCCGUACUCUUUCUAUUACUACAUGUGGAGGUACGUGUCUCCAUCUGUCUUGGUCGUGCUCAUCAUAGCCACCGUCAUCGAGAUGGCUGUCAGCCCUGCAGGAUACAACGCCUGGGUGGAGGCCGAGGGCUCAGAGCGUUUCCAGAGCUACCCUCCCUGGGCUUUAGCCAUGGCCUACGCUCUCAUUGUUGUAGCCAUGCUGCCUUUACCCAUCGUCUUCAUCGCCCGGCACUUCAACCUGAUCUCAGAUGGCUCCAACAAGCUCUCUGUCUCCUACCGUAAAGGCAUGAUGAAGGACAUUUCCAACCUGGAAGAGCAGGACGAGCAGCGCUUCAUCCUCGGCAAGAACCCCAGCGAGGCUCCCUCCCCGAUGCCCGCCCACCGUGCUUAUCUGGGCCCUGGCGGCACUCAGGAGAUGACCAACACCAACUACGGCACCAGCACCAAGACGGGCUACCAGAACAUUGGCUCGCCCGAGUCUGAGCUAUGA